Messenger RNA from Aphanomyces invadans, 830 nucleotides. RefSeq lists its product as hypothetical. Gene Ontology annotation, cellular component: early endosome; recycling endosome; trans-Golgi network. The coding region runs from base 124 to 639 and encodes 171 amino acids. The transcript has a single exon. The record is from RefSeq and is a predicted model, not a curated record. Gene Ontology annotation, biological process: retrograde transport, endosome to Golgi; endosome organization; receptor recycling. NCBI's taxonomy places the organism in Eukaryota, Oomycota, Saprolegniomycetes, Saprolegniales, Verrucalvaceae.
GACAAAUCACCUCCUCACACAGAUCUGGCUCGAGCACUGGCCACCGGACGCCAUGACCGGUGGCACGACCUUCUUCGUUCGCGUUGUUCGCAUGCACACUGAAAGUUUCCACAGACGAUCGCGAUGACCAACACGACGGUGUAUCGUAUGGGCUCGAUCUACAAGCAGGGCAGGAAGCGCGGCUGGUUCGGCCGGGACAACUGGAAGGCACGAUAUGCCAUCUUGACAGGAGACUGCCUCUUGUACUACAAAACCCGAGGCGGUUCGCUGAAAGGGUCGGUCGACCUCACGCGCUGCACGCUGCAAGACAUUGAAAUCAUGCCACCUGACUGCCUCAUGCGCGAUCAAGACACAAAGAACACAACAAUUUGGCGCAUUGCCAUCAAGACUCCCCAGAGGAGGUUUGUCCUGGCGGCGUUCUCACAACAAGACAUGGAUGCGUGGGUCGAAGCGCUCGAGCACGUCGUCCUGCAGCACGGACGACCCAGUUCCGGAAGCUCCGUGGACACGAGGUUGUCUUCGAUGGAGCGCUAUACGGAAAUGAAGGCUACCAACUCCUUCCCUGGACCACCCGCACGAACGCUGACUAAAAUGGCAUCAUUUCGGCUGCGACGGAGCAAGGCGUCCAGGAUAGCUUAGCUUUGGUUUCCUUAGUAUAUGUAUGGACUUGUGGCGCGGUAAGAGUUCGACAAGCUUGAUGCGGCCGCGACACUCACAGCCCAAGGAUUCCACAGCAUGCAGAGUGUAACGGGAAGACGUAGCGACAACUACGGCACUAGAUGCUCGUCCUUCGCGUGCAUUAACGCUUGCUCUCGACAUCGAUUUUCCCA